AUGCUGAUUGCCGAAUGGUACACCAAGGCUCAGCAAACGACAAUCAACUCCGGCCGCGCAGAUCAGACCUGCUACUCUCUGAAGUAUGAGGACAAGUUGGUGCAGGAGCAAGCGCAGGCGGUCCCGCAGUUUGCGCAGGAGGAGGUGCAGCUCAAUGUCCUCGAAGAUGUUGUGAAACAGAGCCAAGGGUCCAUGAACUUGGAGGUCGUGGCUAUAGAGCCGCAGUGCUUCCAAGGAUUCGAGUGGUAUUCCUUGAGCAAGGCCAUCCCUGUUGGCCAUGCCAGCUGGAAUCUGAUCGGGCUCCUGGCAACCAGGAACGCAGCCCCUUUCAUGCCUCUCCCCGAGACGAAGACCCACGGCGUUUUGGAGGUGAUGGUGAAGCGCGCCUGCUUCGUGGAUUGCAGUGGGAAGCUCACCGGAGACUGCGAAGCAGCCGACAAAGAGCUGUCGCCUCUCCUGGCUCAGUUCAGCGAAGUUCCGGACCACGCCCAAGCGGAGCCUUCUUCUCCCUCCCCCGGGCCGCUCUACCACGAUCCCCUGCCCGUGCCCAGAACGCGCGGUGCACAGAUCGUAAACGGCGUGAUGGGCGAUGAGAGCUACACUGCGCUCUAUUCGGAGCGCGACGGCGUUUGGGCGUGGCAUCUCAUCUCCUGUGUCGCUGCUGUCGCCCUAGGAUUUCUUGUGACAGCAGGGCUCAUCACCUGCUGCACCUACAAGGCACCUCCGCCGACACCAAACGUUGGAGACGAGAAGAUCCGUCUUGUCUACGAAGGUCCGGAAGGCGAGCGGGAGGUUUUGCUUCGCCCGGCGGAUCACCUCUCUACGGCCUGGGACUCGGGAGCUUUGGGAGCGACUGCAGCGACCGUGGGCGCGGCAAUGGCCCUACAGACCGUGGUCCCGCCACCGACAGAGACGCGCGGUCUCUUCGGCACCAUGCGAUCCACGCAGCCGUAG
Molecule: messenger RNA, 954 nt
Organism: Symbiodinium sp. CCMP2592
Lineage: Eukaryota; Dinophyceae; Suessiales; Symbiodiniaceae
Source: the annotation of a GenBank genome assembly